AAUCAGCGCGAGGGGGAAGGGGGGGGCGUCGCUCGUGCUCCGGGCGGUUGGUGAUUGGCGCCAUGUAUUGGGGGUGCGCACGCCUGGUUGCCCCUCUCUGCCGCCGCCGCCGCCCACCCAUCGCCGCUUUGCUAUGGACCAGGCGCGGCUACAGCAACAUGGACGGGGACAGGGACAGGGACAGUUCUAACACCAAUGCAGUGAAGCCCAAAGCUCCAAAGAUUUACACCAAAACAGGAGACAAAGGGUAUUCCAGCACAUUCACUGGAGAACGCAGGCAAAAGGAUGAUAAUGUGUUUGACGCGUUGGGCAGUACGGAUGAAUUGACGUCUGCAAUCGGGCUGGCAAUGGAGUUCUGCUUGGAAAAAGGUCAUGAGUUUGUGGACGAGCUGCAUGAGAUCCAGUGUGUGUUGCAGGAUGUUGGGUCCAAUGUGGCUACUCCCAUUUCCUCUGCGCGAGAGAGCCAUCUCAAGAGGACAGCAUUUAGUGGAAAGCCAGUAAUCGAGCUGGAACAGUGGAUUGAUCGCUAUACAGAGCAGCUCCCACCUCUGACGAACUUCAUCUUACCGUCGGGAGGAAAAUGCAGCGCGACCCUGCACCUGGCCCGAUCGAUUUGUCGCAGGGCCGAGAGGAGCAUGAUCUCCAUCGUACAGUCCGGCGAAGCUGAUCGCAAUGCUGCAAGAUACCUCAACAGGCUAAGCGACUACCUGUUCACGUUGGCGCGAUACGCUGCCAUGAAGGAAGGGAUGAAGGAGCACGUCUACAAGAGGAGAAAUUACGAUUAGCAGAGAGCUGCUGACUCUCCUUCAUGAGAGGAGAUGGGGCUUGGCCCCGUAUCUGCUGAUCUAAACACAGCCUAUUAAACUGUAAGUGCAAUUUUUCCUUGCACAAUCAACAAAGGCAUUUGAGAUUUUUAAACUGAAUCACUUUGAAUUUCUGAUUCUUGGAGAUUGGGCUGUGUGAUUGUGCUUCCAUGUUUGUGUGGGGGGAAUGUUUUUGUUUGUACAUGCUUGUAUUUGAUAUGGCUGAUGGCAAAGGUGAGGUGCUGCCCAUUGUGCCUUUAUUGGGAAGCACUUCAUGACCAAGGUUUAAUCCUGGGGUUUAGGAUGGAAAGACGCACUUAAUGGAAAGCUGGGCAAAGCCAAUCAUCGGUAUUUAUAAAAAUGUAUCUUUGAGGUUGAAUUUGUUUUCACUGGGUUUAUAGUAAACCAGCUUGCAUUCAAGCAGUUGUUUGUCCCUCAUUUCUAUACUAGAAAAUUAAUCAUUCAAAAAUAAAUAAAUAAUGAUUUAAAGCUGUGGUAGGCAUGGGGUCUGAACCGUAAAAGUCGUAGACCAAAAUGGUGGGGGGGGAGGUGGUAAAGGAAAUAACCUUUUCUCAGAGCAAGAAGGAGGUAUAGGAAAUAAUCUUUGUGCUCAAGUGAAGGGUUUCUCAGUACAUUAGAGAACUUUCCUACUCUUUUUGAUAUGAGCGCUCCACAUUUGAAGUUGGGCCUUGAAUCAUCGGGACAGAGUGUUGAAUUUCUGGUACUCCAACAUUCAGAACACUUUUUACUGCAACGAGAGACAAUUUUCAUGUUCCUUCACCAGUUUUAUUUGUGGCCCGAGGCACUCAAUUCAGUACUUUAGUACUAUUCCAAAUUAAUUGUAUUGACUCUUGUACAGUACGUCGCGGUAGAACUCUGAUCCGAACUCCUAGCAGAGACAGCGUCCUAUCAACAAUCUUGGCAGAUCUUCCUUUUGAGAAUAUAAUAUGGACUCCAUUUCCCUAUCUUACAUACAAAGACCUGCUAUUCUGAACCUACGGCUAUGCAGGAGUAUAUAACCCAUAUCUAUCCAGGUUAUUGUGACAGAUCUCUGGGGUGACGCAGUACUGGAGCACCUUUUGUAUUAAUAACUUGACGUAUUGCAUUAACAAUUGUAGAUGGUUUUUUAAGUACGAAUGCCUUAGUUCUGUAAAUUAGCACAAUUUGCUUGGAAAUGGGGGGGAAAAAUACAUGAAAUGCAUCAACUGAGAGCGGGCUCUGUGGUGAGGAUGAAAGAACGAGACCAAGUGGAGAUUAAUUCUGAGAAAUCCGUCACUUUUGGAUGCACAGAUUUUUUAUUUUUGCAGAUCAUUCAGGUUAUUUCCUUCAGCCCAUUAAAUUGCAAUCAAGUGUUCAUUUGCCGGCUAGUAAAAUCUUUUAAUGUCAGUUCAUGACUGUGAUCUCCCUGUGAGGCUUUCAUUUUGUGACUUGUAUUGAAUUAAAAGUCUGAGUUGUAAAUAAAUAUGCUGUAAAAAAUGACUGGUUGGAAAUAAAUGAUACUUUGAAAGCAGUGAA
Molecule: messenger RNA, 2318 nt
Organism: Amblyraja radiata (thorny skate)
Lineage: Eukaryota; Metazoa; Chordata; Chondrichthyes; Rajiformes; Rajidae
Gene: mmab
Product: metabolism of cobalamin associated B
Exons: 9
Coding region: 63-785 (240 amino acids)
Molecular function (GO): corrinoid adenosyltransferase activity
Source: RefSeq, a predicted model, not a curated record